AAGAAAGGUAAAAUCAAGAAAUCAUCUAGAAUGGAUUGUCAAGCAACAGGAAACCCAAAGACUGGAGAGGCAACCGCCCGAUGCGGAGUGAUGGUGGGUGACGAUCUGGCCAAUGCUCGGGCCGGAGUAUUCGCCUCCACGCCAGGAGCUGUUGGACCAGUCACCAAAGGAGUUUAUGGAGCAGUGAAUGCCAAUGGACAUGGCCUCUCGCUGCAGCAUGGUCACAUUGAGGGCGUGGGCAGCACCACCACCGCCGCAGCCCAAGCCAAUCUUCUCCAUAACCAGAACACCUCUCUCAAUGCCACUGGCUUCCACAGUCACAGCCGAUCCCACGAUCAGUUUGGCGGCGGUCUUAAUCUGCAGACAGGUGCGGGUCACCAGGCUUCUGUGGGGGUCACCAGGGUGCCGCAAUUCGAUAUGACCACCAUUCAAACUACGGGAAGGGCCAACCUGUACACCUCUCCCAGUGGCAACCUCAAUCUCAAUGCCACCGGAAGUGCCAAUCAUCACUUGAGCGGACCGAGGCGUGGCAAGUCCGAUUUCGGCACCGGACUUAAUUUGCGAUAUGAUUUCUAAGUUUUUUUGUAAACUAUCUCCAUUUGAAAGUAUUUAAUU
This is a messenger RNA of Drosophila takahashii, 615 nucleotides long. RefSeq names its product Attacin-D (gene AttD). Gene Ontology annotation, biological process: defense response to bacterium. The record is from RefSeq and is a predicted model, not a curated record. Lineage: Eukaryota; Metazoa; Arthropoda; Insecta; Diptera; Drosophilidae. Gene Ontology annotation, cellular component: extracellular region.